This is a messenger RNA of Closterium sp. Yama58-4, 1620 nucleotides long. The record is from the annotation of a GenBank genome assembly. NCBI's taxonomy places the organism in Eukaryota, Viridiplantae, Streptophyta, Zygnematophyceae, Desmidiales, Closteriaceae.
AUGCUGACGUCAUCCCAUGCAAAGAGGCGCACGGGGGAAGAAGGACGGCCCAUUGCCAUCCACCCCUCGCAUCACAACACACCCACCUCCCACUCAAUCCAGAGCACAGCCCUCGAAAUCAGACAGCCUUGCACUCAUAACCUUGCCCAUGGUGCGCUUGCUGCUGCUUCUCCUGAUGCUCCUGCUCCUGCUGCUCCUGCUGCUCCUCCUGCUGCUCCUGCUGCUGCAGCUGCUCCUGCUCCUCCUCCUCCUGCUGCUGCUCCUGCCCCUGCUCCUGUUGCUCCCGCUCCUGCUUCUGCUUCUGCUGCUCUUGCCUCCGCUCCUGUAGCUCCCGCUCCUGCUCCUACUGCUGCUGCUCCUGCCCUUGCUCCUGUUGCUCCUGCUCCUGCUCCUACUGCUGCUGCUGCUCCUGAUCUUGCUCCUGCUGCUCCUGCUGCUCCUCCUGCUGCUCCUGCUGCUGCUCCUCCUGGCCCAUACCAAUCAUACCCAUCAUGCCCAUCCUACCCACACUACCCAUCAUGCCCACCCUACCCACACUACCCACCCUACCCACCAUACCCAGCCUACCCACCCUACCCUUCAUACCCCCCGGUGGACUGGGCCCCUCCCAUCGUAACCCCCGCCACCACGCAUCCUGUCUCAUCAUCAGACGAGUCGAUCGGAAGCUGCUUCGCAGGCUCCUCCCCGCGGCCAAGCACCCCCGGGAUGCUAAGGGGAGUGCUGCUGAGAACCCUCUCCGUUGGCAGCCCCUGCAGCAGUGCUCCUCCCACGCCCAUGGUGCACGACGAGGCGACUCAUAGGCUGGCACUGGCUUCCCCUAGGCCCAUGGGGCAUGAUGAGGUGACUGAGGGGAUGGCACCUGGUCCUGGCCCCAUGGCGCAUGGUGAGGUGACUCAAAAGCUGGCACUGGUUUCCGAGCGUAUGGAGGGGAAUCCUCUGGUCAUGGUACAGGGCGAGGCUCCUGUACCCACGGGUUGUGGUCAGGCUUCCCAUGGGACGGCUCUUGCGCCUGCACCCAUGUCGGGAGCUCCUAGGCUGCAAGCACCCAUCACGCAUGCACCCCUUCUGCAGGCACCCGCGGGGCAGCAGUCUUCUCGCCAAAGGCCACAGGUGCAACUGCUUCAGAUGCCAUCUAUGGAACGGCUGUGCCAGGAGCUGCAUGCGAGGAGGCAUCCCCUGCAAAGGGAUUCCACUGGGAGCUCUGAAAAAGCUGGCUCGCUGGAUUCGGUCGACAUUGACAUCUGUGUGGUGGAUGAGGAGGAGGAUGAUGAGCAUGAGACGUGCGAUCAAGUGGGAGAGAAGUUGGAUGGGCCCUCAUUAUUGGAUGGAUCCUCACCGUUGGAUGGAUCAUCACCGUUGGAUGGAUCCUCACCGUUGGACGGAUCCUCACUGUUGGAUACCCUAUCCCCAUUGGAUAGUUCCUCACCGUUGGAUGCACCCUCAUCGUUGGGUGGGUCCUCUGGUAUGGGUGGGCCCUCACCAUUGGAUGGGCCCGCAAUUCUUCAAGUGUGUGCUUAUAACGAAGACAAGGGGGUUCAAGGUGAAGUGUAUAGAAAUUGGUGGGAUGACCUCUUCCCAGAGAUGGUGGAUGAGGAUUUAGUAGCGGCGAUGCAAGGUUGA